Molecule: messenger RNA, 807 nt
Organism: Bicyclus anynana (squinting bush brown)
Lineage: Eukaryota; Metazoa; Arthropoda; Insecta; Lepidoptera; Nymphalidae
Product: Na(+)/H(+) exchange regulatory cofactor NHE-RF1
Exons: 1
Coding region: 56-565 (169 amino acids)
Biological process (GO): protein localization to plasma membrane
Cellular component (GO): apical plasma membrane
Molecular function (GO): protein-membrane adaptor activity; protein binding
Source: RefSeq, a predicted model, not a curated record
CGGGGGGAGCGGCGCGCGCGCUCGCCGGCCGCCCGCUCGGCGCACAGUCGCAGCGAUGGCCGCGAACGGGUCGGCGGCCGACACGCGGCUCUGCCACGUGCGGAAGGUGGCCACGUUCGAUGGGUACGGGUUCAACCUGCACGCAGAGAAGGGCAAGCCCGGCCAGUACAUCGGCAAGGUGGACGCGGGGUCGCCGGCCGAGGCGGCGGGGCUGCGGCGCGGCGACCGCAUCGUGGAGGUGAACGGGCACGGCAUCGCGGGCGAGUCGCACAAGCAGGUGGUGGCGCGCAUCAAGCAGCGGCCCGACGAGGCCGAGCUGCUGGUGGCGGCGCCGGCGCCCGGCGACCCGCUGCCCGACCUGGACGCGCCGGAGCCGGCCGAGCCGACGCCGACGCCCGACGCGCCCGCGCCGGCGCCCGACGCGCCCGACGCGCCCGCGCCGCGCCUCAAGCUGCCCAUGACGGCGGCCGAGAUGCGCGCGCAGCUGCAGGCCAAGAAGCGCGUGGACCCCAAGAAGGUGCCCAUGGACCUCAAGUCCAAGUUCGACAUCGUGAAGAAGCUGUGAAGUGACGUCACGCGAGGCCGGCGCCUCCCGUUGUUGCCAUUGAAUGUUGUACAUAGUUGUAGGUACUCACGUCGUUAAGGAAUUUAUUGCAAUUUAAUUUAAUUUUUAUUAUUAUACAUAUAUUUAUACGAUGCAGCGGUCGACUAUUAUGAGAUGAUUAUCUAAAUGUGUAGUUAGAUUUUAUUAUACAUAAAUAAGUGCAAUUAUUGUUGAGUGAUCAAUAAAACAUUAUUUUAAUUUGA